Molecule: messenger RNA, 258 nt
Organism: Perkinsus marinus ATCC 50983
Lineage: Eukaryota; Perkinsozoa; Perkinsida; Perkinsidae
Product: Sericin-1, putative
Exons: 1
Source: RefSeq, a predicted model, not a curated record
UGUCGUCCGGAGGAGAUGCAUCGCGGAGGAGCUCUCGAACAGGCUCGAAGGUUUCCAGUGGGAGCUAUUCGAGCCCUACGAGGAGAUCUGUGACAUACAGCGGGGGGUCUUAUUCUUCGAGACAGAGUUAUGGUAGAGGCUCGGUUACUGUUGCUUCUAGUGCGUCGAUCAGUCACUCGAGCAGUGUAUCAGUAACGGACUCAUCAGGGUACUCUAGUCGUAGUGCUAGCGUUAGUGUUACCUCCUCGGGUGGAAGCC